UUGACUGUUUAUUUUCUUUCUGACACUUCCUGCUCCUGGGAUUCAAAUCCCUGGAGCCCCCAUCAAAUACUGUCAAGCUUCCGUUCAAAGUUAGUCAGAAUUAAGGAAAGAAAUUGGACCCGGUGACACUCCACAUCUGGGCUGCCAGGAGCAAUACCAUCUUUGAGGUCAUUCAGUUUAUUGACAUUUUUAUUAUUAUUAUUGUUUUGUCUAUUUUCUGCUACAGUCCCAGAGGAAGAUGUGUGGCCCCGAACGUGCCAACCUGAUCUGGGAGAAGCAACUAAUCCCCAUGUCUUUGCUGCGCCCGGCUCUGCACCGACCUCAGCUCACCUUGUAAAGUAGCAGGCUCUGGGCGUUUUGCAUGCUGUGGAGAAUCACUGUUUUGCCUUCAGCAAGGAACGUAAAUGUUGCAACACUGACUCCUCCUCUAAUGAAGAAAGAGUGAACAAGUGCACAGAGUGAGGCUGCUGCUCCAGAGCCAGGCGGCUGGGGACGGCUGAGCCGGGCUGAAAUCCCAAGACGCCUGUCGCCGGGGCUGGGCUUCCUCCGCCCCCUCCGCAUUCGUCUUACUCGCUCCGCUCCCUCUUUCUGGAUUUUACCGGCUGUGCGUGGAACUGCUUUACACACCAUGGAGCUCCACGUCCCUUUGCAGGAAGUGCUCUCAGACUGAUGCGCUGAUCGUCGCUCACGGCACAAUGAACCUCUGAUACAUUUCUUGCGGAAGGAGAUGGGAGCCAACAUGAAGGGGAAUGUGGCAUCCACAAUUGUUUCCAUUUUGCUACUUUUUCUCAACACCCAUCUUCUGAACGACCUGCUAGCAUCCAGAUGGGACUGGAUGCAGUUCUCAGAUAGUCAUGACAGCUGGGACCUGGGAAAGCAGACACCCACUUCUCCACCUCUUGCCAUGCCUCGUCCCCCUUAAACAGCCAUGAAGCUACAAGGAAGCCCUUUUCCACCUCACCACAAAAAGAACCAAGGAGAGGGGGAAAUAUAAAUGAAAAGGAACUACGAACCAUGACUUAUUAAUUGGGGGCAGGAGAAUGGGGAGACAGACUGUGACACUGGGUCACAGGUCAUAGCUGAACAGAAUCCAGAAAAGUGAAGGGAAACAGGAAGGAAAAGAGAUGACGAGCACAGAGCGGAAGGGAGCCACUGCAGGAGGAGCAUCGGGGAUACAGUGAAAGAACACAGAGAUCAGAGACUGAGCUGACUGUGUGGGAGCAGCAGAAAGACAGAGGCUGGACAAUCACCUCCUGGAAAACCUGAGAUCUUUAAAUGUCGUUCUCCUGAAAAGGAAACAUUCACUUGCUGGUGGAAGCCUGGGACAGAUGGAGGACUUCCCACCAAUUACACUCUGACUUACCGCAAGGAAGGAGAGACACUCACCCAUGAAUGUCCAGACUACAAAACCAGUGGCCCCAACUCCUGCUAUUUUAACAAGAAGCACACCUCCAUAUGGACAAUAUACAUCAUCACAGUAAACGCCACAAACCAGUUGAACCAGACCCUCCUGUGAACCUGACUUUGGAAUUAAAACAGCCAGAAGACAGAAAACUCUACCUGUGGAUGAAAUGGCUUCCACCUACCCUGGUCGACGUAAGAUCUGGUUGGCUCACACUCCAGUAUGAAAUUCGCUUAAAACCAGAGAAAGCAGCUGAGUGGGAGACACAUUUUGCUGGGCAGCAGACUCAGUUUAAGGUUCUCAGCUUAUAUCCAGGUCAGAAAUACCUUGUCCAGGUUCGCUGCAAGCCAGACCACGGAUUCUGGAGUGAGUGGAGCCCAGAGAGCUCCAUGCAGAUACCUAAUGAUUUCACCAUGAAAGAUACCAUCGUGUGGAUCUUUGUGGCUGUCCUUUCUGCUGUCAUCUGUUUGAUUAUGGUCUGGGCAGUGACUUUGAAGGGCUAUAGCAUGGUGACCUGUAUCCUUCCACCCGUUCCUGGGCCAAAGAUAAAGGGAUUUGAUACCCAUCUACUGGAGAAGGGCAAGUCUGAAGAACUCCUGAAUGCCCUGGGAUGCCAAGACUUCCCUCCUCCCUCUGACUGUGAGGACCUGCUGGUGGAGUUUUUAGAAGUGGAUGACAGUGAGGACCAGCAGCUGAUGCCAGCCCAAUCAAAAGAACACCACGGUCAAGGUAUGAAGCCCGCACACCUGGAUCCCGACAGUGAUUCUGGCCGGGGCAGCUGCGACAGUCCUUCUCUUUUGUCCAAAAAGUGUGAGGAACCCCAGGCAAAUCCCUGCACAUUCCACACUCCUGAGGACGUUGAGAAGCCUCGGAAUCCUGAACCCAAUGUUACCCUCACCUGGGACCCCCAGAGCAUAGGCUUGGAAGGCAACAUUCCCUACUUCUGUGCUGAUGGAUCCAAAUCUUCAACGUGGCCUUUACCGCAGCUCCCCAGCCAAAACAACCCCGGAUCUUCGUACCACAACCUCGCUGAUGUGUGCGAGCUGGCCACGGUCAUGGCAGGGGCUUCAGCCACAUUGUUGGACAAAACAGACAAUCAUGCUUUCAAAUCCUUGGAAACCAUUGAGACUGGAGGGGAAGGUAAGGCAGCUGAGCAGAGGGAGGGGGACCACUCCCAUGCCUGGACUGGCCAAGACACAGCAUGGCUGCUGCCCCAGGAAAAAACCACUUUUAUCUCUGCUAAGCCCUUGGAUUAUGUGGAGAUCCAUAAGGUCAACAAAGAUGGAGCACUGUCAUUGCUCCCGAAACAGAAAGAGGACAGUGACGAGACGGAGAAGCCAGGUGCUCCUGAACCCAGUAAAGAGUAUGCUAAGGUGUCCAAGGUGAUAGAGGGCAGCAUCCUGUUGUUAGUGCAGGAUCCACAAGCUCGAAACCCGGCUUUGUUUGAAGAACCAGCCAAGGAGGCUCCACCAUCCUGUCAACAGAGUCAGGCUGAAAAAGACCUGGCUUCCACCACAUCAAGCAACUGCAGACUCCAGCUCGGCGGGUCGGAUUACCUGGACCCCACAUGCUUUAUGCAGCCCUUUCAGUGAUAUCUUGGUUAAUGGAAUGACUGGUUAUAAUGUGACUUUUCUUCAGGUAACACUACAGAGUACAGGAAAUACACUCCACUAGAGAAUGCUUGUGAACAUGGUUGGACUGACAUGACUAAGUCUCACAGUCCACUCUUUUUCAUGCUCCAUUUUCAAACAGUUGCCUCUUUUUUCAACAGCUGAUUCCAGAACAAAUGGUUUUGUUUCCUAACUGUGAUUUGUAGAUUUACUUUUUGCUAUUAGUUAGAAAAUGAUAUGUUCAAUGAAAUAACAGCACCUUGCUUAGUAUUCUUGAGGGACAAUACCAACAGUACAUCCUCUGGAAAAGUCUCUCAUGGUUUGGUAUGUCACAGAAGGAAAUGAAAUAAUCAAAAUUGUUUACCAUAGGAAGAUGAAAAAUGCCAUGAAAACCUUUGGAAAACCAGUUGCUUAACCUUUGCACUCCUCUUUCAUGUUAUUAGUAUUAACCAAAUACAACACAUUUAAAGAAUGCAUUAGGACACCUGAUAAAUUGUUUACAUCCAUUCCUAUUACCUUAGUGAUACAUUGCUGAUAUGCAAGGAAAGAUGAUGCCUCCAUUUUUUCUUAAAACAGUUUAAAUUUGUUAAGCACAGAUUUUUUCCCUAAAUUGUAUUUUAUUCUAAAGCCUCUGGAGAAUAUUGUGUUGGAAAGGGAAAUUUUCUGAUACAAGGCAAAUAAGUUUCACCUAGUAAAUCCUUCUAAAAUAUUUUCCUGCUUCAUUUCAGCAUGAUAGAUAUUUAUUAUACACCCAGUCUUCUCUUAGUGAAAAAAACAAAUCCCAAAAGACUAACUCUAAUUUAAAAGAUAAUCACAGCAAAAUGUUAAUGAAAAUACUGCCUUACUGUAUAUACAAAUUCUACUUUAAUAUAAACCUAUACAUUUAAUAAUGUAUUUUUGAAGACUAUUUUUCUACCACUUAGGUAAAAUAAAAGACUAUUUUCUAUCUUCCCAGUAUAGCUGCCUGCAUAUUCAGUGGGUACAGUAUUUUCUGCUAUGAAGUUAUAACUAUUUAAGUACACAGUUGUAUGAGCAGUCCCUGUUCACAGAGUCAAAUGCCCAACUGACACCCGCCGAGGGAUACCAAGUGGAUGACAAUGUUCAAUUUCCAACAUAGUGUUAAGUGUACUAUAUUCCAGUACAGUUCAUUUGAUUCUUUUGAUCUCCAGGGUACUUUAAAUGACAAUCACCAACCUAGAGUUUCAGAACUCUCCACAGACUAGAAAUGACCUCUGGGGCUUCUGCUCUUCUCUAGGUAAAUAUUCAUAAACUACCAUGAGACAGGAGAAUGGCAACAUCUAACAUACUUUUUAGAGAGAGGGUUUUUGUUUUGUUUUGUUUUCCUGAGCAAUCUUGGGCACCAAAUAAAUUUUAAGCAAAGCCAGGAGUUAGCAUCUCUCUGGAGUACAUCCAUUUGCAAAAUCUUGGCAGAAGCAGAGACACCACUCACGUCAGAAGUAUCCAAAUAAAAGUUCUAAGAAACCAGACAUCUGUGGAGUGGUGGGAACAGCUACAAAGGCAAGGGUAUGGCAGUAAGAAUCUUCCAAGUCAGUUCCAAGGGCACGUUCCCCGAGAGCGGCCAAGAGCCUGGAUCUCCAUUUUAGAGAGUACCCAUGGCUUAUGGAGCUGCUGCCCUCUGCUUUUCAUUUCAUCUUCAGGUCCAUUCUCUGUGCCUACUCACUAGCUGGGUGUACUCCACUCCACUCAAGCCCAUGCUGAUAGGAACUGGACUCGGAGGUAGCCUGAUAUUUGAAAGUAAACACAUUGCUAGGGCUCCCAGAAGUAGUAGAUCUGAGGCUCUGUUCUUCCAAAAUAUAAGCAACAUCUUAAGAGAGAGGGGAAUACUUAGGAACAUUGUCCGAGUUCAUGCAAUCCCCUAGAUCCUUGCUAUUCAAAGUAUUGUCUGAGGAACAGCUUCAUCAGCAUCAGCUGGGCACUGCUUGGAAAUGCAGGAUAUAGGUCCCCCUUCCCCAGGCUUACAGAAUCAGAAUUUGCAUUUUACUAAGAUCCCCAGAUGAUUCAUGUGCAGAGUGAAGUUUGAGAAGCACUGCCCUAGACGGCCACAACAGAAGGUUAUAUUGGAAACAGUCCUGUCUAAGAAAGUGUGGGUUAAGUUUGUUUGAUUCUCACUGAACUACACUGUAUGAAAAGAGAAAGAAUCGUUUCUUAAAACUUUACUCAUGGUUUAAGAUUCAAAUAAUGGUAGAGAAAUACCUGCAGAAGUACACACAACUUCCAAGAGGGCCAGGGAAUAUAUUCCUGAGAGGCACUGAACAAAAGACUCAGACUUUCAAAGCCAAUGCAGUCUAAACCUUUCCCCAAAUAGUCCGUUUUCCCCCAAGAUGUAUAUCAAUCACUCCGGUAGUGUGAAAAUUCAGAAAUGAUCUUUUUGACACAUGAUUUGGUAUAUAUGAAAAGAAACGUUAUGGCUAAGACUCUACUUGAACUAAAUCCCUAAAAGAACACCAAGGAGUCAGUUACUACAUAAAGCCAAGACUAUAAUUCUAUGGUUGAUUAGCACUACUUAUUUGAAUUAAAUUUUCUUUUUCUUUAUCAUGGUCUAGCAUAUCUCUAUCCAGGAGAUAGCUAGUCAAAUGGAAGGGUACAGAGUGGGGGUCAAGAGACCCAGGUUCUAGUCCUAGCUUCAUUGUCUUAGCUCAGUUCCUUUCUCUGGGCCUCAGUUUCUUCUGAAGGAAAUGUCAGGUCAAAUAAUCUCCAAUGGCCUUUUAAACUCCAACUCCAUCAGUCCAUGAGUCCUGAAUAUUUUCCAGCAAAGAUGAUUAACCAAAGCUUUGUGUCUUAAUCGAGCUAAUAAACAAUUGGCCUUCCCCACAGAAAUGCAAGAUUCAUGGUUUAAGAUUCAAAUAAUGGUAGAGAAAUACUCUUCAGUGACAUGCUCAUUUCACUUUUAAGUCAUCAGUUCCAGUUGGCCUUAACAGAAUGCACAUGCAUUUCAUAAAUUAUAUAGGUACAGAAUCACAGUCUAAGAUUAUGUACAAGUACAUGUAUAGAAAGAAGAGGCAUGAGACUUUAAAAAAAGACAUUGAAUGAGGCUCUAAUUUUUCAAAAAAUGGUCUUUCACUGAAUCAAGCCAUGUUUUAUUCCUUGCUGAGCCCAGCAGCCCCAGAUCUCUUUUCUUAUAUCUGGCUACCAAUUCUGUUUUGUUUUGUCUUGUUUUGUUUUGUUUUUUCUCUUUCAUAGAUUAUGAACCACCAUUACACAGUUAAUUUAAAGAGUCUUAUGCUCCAAAACAUAAAACAUCAUAACUUUAUAAAACACACCUAAAUAUUCGACUUAUGAAGCACAUUGAAAAGGAAUAACCAAUGAUUGAUUUGUGAAUGCUUAUGACCCAAAGUGCAAAAAGUUCUCUGAUCAGUUUUAACAAAUGGAUAUAAGACAUGUCAAUACAGCACAAGUAUUACCAGCCAUGUCAUUGGCAUUUCACAGACUUUCGUUCUCCCAAGUGCCUAAGAUUAAUCCCAGUAAGCAAUUACAUAUUAAAAACUUGCUUUCACUGGUUUGGUCCAAAGUGAGUCAGCCCUUGAUACCUGUACAAGAUCAAGGAGUUUGACUCCUUGUCCUCUUGUGACCCAACCAAAUCAGAGACUCCUAUGAGUCAAGGAGCGACCAACAGGCACCUAAGUGCCAGAAUGCAGCAGGGCUGUGGAGGAAAUCUGGCUCUUUCUCGAAGCUGCUCUCAGCUGCGCAUCAGAAAGAUUUGCAGAAAGACUUGGCCCUGCCUUUAGUAACUUCCCUAUCUCUUUAGAGUACACAAGAAACAGAUUUAUACACAUUUUACAAAGUGCCUCUCUUUAUUUUUUUUUUUAAUUCUUUUUGCAAGAAAAGAAAUUUAGAAACUAAAUUUCACUUUUGUUAUGUAAAUGAAAGAAGCCAGAAAGGGAAUGACAAAAUGGUCUAAGGUCCAAUGAGCAACUGUUCGGUGGAUUUUUUAAUUCAUUGUUUAACUGAAUUACCAUAGAGCAGAUGCAAAUGGAAUAAUUUGUCUAAUAAGAAAUUGACUCCGGCUAGGAUUUUGGGAUAAACCUUCCACCCCAAGAUUCAAGAUUCUCAAUUUAAAAACAUACUGAUGCACUUUUGAAUUGCUUUGAAUUGCACGCCUGGAAGUGAAAAAGGCAAUGGGUGCACAAUGGAACCUCACACACAAACACAGAAAAAUGUGAAUGACUCUGGACUACUACCCAUUGGUGAAAGCCUCAUGUACGCUUCAUUGAACAAAUUUCUUUUUCUGCCUUUUCAGUUCAAGCACAGUAGUGUCAUUGCUAGGCUAGUAGGCUGAGCCCUCAAUUUCCAGGUGUAGGUCACAUUGCAGCAACUAAACAGAUUGUAUGGCCUAAUGUAAGUCCCUUUAGCCACCGUUUUCCUCACCUGUUAAGUGGGUUGGCCUUUUCCUCACCUGUUAAAUGGGUUGGCCUGAAAUGUUUCUGAGACUCCUUCCAGCUCUAACCGUCUUUGAUUCUUGUGAGCUAAGAUCCAGGGUGCCAGGUCAAAGAUCCAGGUGCAGUGUGGGAAAUAUUGCUGACUCCACGCACCCUUAACCUAAACCAUUGACCAGUGCGGCUGUAACAGUGCUUACGAGAAAACCAGAGAUACAUUCCUACAAAUCAGAUUAAUUUGAUUUACUAUCCUUGCUUCUCCUCUUCUUAGCUGUGUAGGCUUUUUAUUCUCUCACUCCAGGGUCUAUAUUUUUCAUAAGAGUUAAUUAUGUGCAGUAGACCACAAUAUCUGCAAGAAACUAAAUUAUUCAUAAGCAAUGACUUUGGCCCUGCAAAGGACUGAGUCAAACUUUAAAUUAGCCACACAGAUGUCAAGGCCCAUGUUGAGGGUCACAAGUUACCUCAUUUAGGGAUUCGCAUGCUUAGAGAUUCUAAAUUCAUCAAUUAUGUAAGUAAUUCAAAGGCCAUUCAUAAAUUCAAGCUACAUUGAUGACUCAGCCUAGGUCUUUCACAGAAACUUAAAAAUAAAAAAUAAUUGUUUGAGAGUUUAGGAUAUAACCAGAAGUUCUAUUUAUAUUAUGGCCUGGGCUUAUUCCCUGAUUAGCAGGUAUAUGACCUGCAAAUCAAAUAGGCUUUCUCUCCCUAGACUUGGCUUCUCAGGAAGGUGAUUUUGGUCUGAGACCAUCAUGGUAUCUAUUUCAGUGAAAGGAAAAUGGUAGAGAAAACAGGAUGUUUCCAGAGGUUUGGGAAUAUCAGGAUUCCACAAAAUGCUGAGAUUAGCCGACUAAACCCCAAUUUUAAUGAACAUAGUGAAUCUAUAAUCUAUUCAGUGUCCUAGUUUAUGGCUAAGAGAUGUACAAAACUCACAAUACCAUAUACCCACCACUAUUUUGUCCACAUCGAUUCCUUUUAUUUAUGCUCUGAUUUCAAAUCAGGAAGCAAUGAGACAUGUAUAGAAUAACACACCUUGUUGAUGUGGUUGUCAAUGAAUAGUGAGACUGUUAGACAAUCUUAUUGUAUUAAUUAACUUUUUACUAGCUGCAUAUUCAAGAGAAAAAUAAUUAACUCUAAAAGCUUUGGCCACUGACAUAAACUUUAAUAGUUAUGGUCAAAUAAUGCUUCAUCUGGAUAAGCUUCAAAAUACAGUCUGAAUUUUUCCAUGCAAAUUUCACAAAUCCUGGGGGGGCGGGGGGAAUGUGUUAGCUUAUCUGAACUUGAAAAUCUAUAUGGCAAAGAUCCCUCUGACAAAAUAAUUUGUUUUAUAAAAUUCCUGAUAAAAUUAUUUUGAAUUUCUAAAAGUAACUGCCUCCCCUUCUUGUCCUAAUGCCCUUUCUUCAAAGCUGCUUAUUGUUCAGAAAUGAAAGGUCUCAGGUCUCACGCUUUGGCUAUCUUUCAGUGGCAUAUCAGGUGUGCUUGUCAUGUGACACUCCUGACUUUAAAAUAACUGUUAUGUUAUUUUAUAUUGUAUUGCUUUAUGUGGUUCAAAAGCUGUACGACACACUGAAAUAUAUAAUCCUCAUGUUGUGAAACUCAUCAUGUAAUACAAAUGAAAAUAAUUAUUUAAUGACUUACAAUCUAUCCAUAUGUAUUUCAAUACGAUUGUUGUCUAUGUCUGUUAAACAAAGCUGAAAAGCUCUGUGAUGGUAGAUUUCCGUCGAAAUAGUGAAUGUACUAUUUUAUUUUGUAAUCUUUGCCUAGAAGCUGUAUAAUAUGCCAUUCCCCAGCUGAUCUGGGGUAUUAGGUGUUUAAAGUAUAAUCCAACAACUGUUAAAAAGUCAACCUCUCAGCUUUGCUUUCUGUGACAUCGUAUUAGGUGCAUCCUGAGGCCUGCUUUUGUGCUCGGUCAUUCAUUUAAACAAUGUAAGGGUCUCAUGCAGAAACCAAAGCAAUCUUAGACCCAGCCUGUUGGUGGUCUCUGUCUUCUGCAAAGCCAUAUCCAAGUGAAGACUAUGUAAUAGCAAAACGUUCCAUAUUUUUUUCCACAGCUACCACUACCUCUGCUUUUCAUCUUUCCCUAGAAAAUGCCAAGCAAAAUUCUUCAACAUUAAGGGAGAAGUUAGAAGUGAUUGUUUCAGUAAGUUACUGCUUCUGUUUGUUGUUUUUACAUGAGAAUGCACCUUCUAAUUCACCACUUGGUAUGUUUAUGCUAGGCUUUUUCAAUAACUAUUUGUACAUUUUAUAAAACUGGCUGACAAGUAAGGGCCAGAAAGAAUACAUAGUAAGUUACCAGAUGAAAAAAAGAAAACCACAGAGUGCAGAGUUUUUUCUUAACUGUAAAUCACCUCUUGGUGGCUACCUAAAGCCAUGAUAAUGAUAGUCCUCAAGUGUGGUUUCCUGAACACCCCCAAAAAUAAAUCUUUUCCUUAUUUGAUUUUGGCCAUGCAAUAUAAUAUGGUAUUGGAAAAGUCAGCCAUAGGUCAGAAAUAAUCUUGCUUCACUUUUUAAAACUUCUUUCUACGUAUACUUAUUAUAAUGCCUAUAUUUUUUCCUUUUUUUUUUUUUAGCUGCAAUGAGUUAUGGAAGAUUGUAGUCAUCUGAUUUAUCUUGCAUUUUUAAUUCUUUAACUCUCAUUAUUACACAUUGUGCUUUCUGUUUUCUAUGGAUUUAUUCAUUUGUCUCCUUCCAUUUUGAGGGAACAACAUGGACAGUUAAAUCCUUAUCACCAGUAUGGGAAAUUAUGCUGACUGCUAUUAUAACAUCUUCAUUUUUACUGCACACCAAGAACAAUGCUUGCCAAACAAAAAUCUUAAACAUCCCAGUGUAAUAUGAUCAUUAUAUUUCUAUUCAUGUUAUUGAAAAUACCCAGCUCAGUGCCUGGCUCAAUAAAUGUUUAUUUCCCUUGCUUACCCUUC
Manis javanica (Malayan pangolin) is the source of this 10318-nucleotide messenger RNA. The record is from RefSeq and is a predicted model, not a curated record. Lineage: Eukaryota; Metazoa; Chordata; Mammalia; Pholidota; Manidae.